Messenger RNA from Rotaria socialis, 555 nucleotides. The record is from the annotation of a GenBank genome assembly. NCBI's taxonomy places the organism in Eukaryota, Metazoa, Rotifera, Eurotatoria, Philodinida, Philodinidae.
AUGCGAUUCGUUUUACUGGAAUGUCAAUUAAAAAAUAAGUAUUUUAUUCGACGAAAAACAAUAUGGCUGAAUAGACUAGUUCAAUUCGAUUUAUACAACAAGAUUACUAUUAAUGAUAUUUUGAAUGGUAAAAAGUUUAUUCCAUCAGUAGUUAUUCAACUGAUUCGUCCAACUACGUCACCUCUGACUAUUUCUCGAAUUAUUCAUUUUUUCGAUCUUGAUAUUUGUGCCGCUGCAUUUAACUCAAAACGAGUUAUUAUUUCAUUCAGUUGCUUACAAGCAUUAAAUACUGGUCACACAAUAUGCUAUGCAAUUCCACGUAAUCCAUCACAAUUUAUGAGACGAGUUUUACGUUUUCAUAAAUAUCAGCAGCGAGGCUUUAAUAUUCUUUGUGCUCAUGAAUUCGAUAUAAAAGCAUUUCUAACGACAGCUGUUGAAAAUUGCAACGAAUCUCGACCAGAACGACUAUAUCGAUUUCGACGACAACAUUUCGGCGAUAAUUGUGACACAUUUUCAUUACAAAAAAAAUUUUGUGAAUAUUAUAAAUUAAAUUAA